Molecule: messenger RNA, 2408 nt
Organism: Pocillopora verrucosa
Lineage: Eukaryota; Metazoa; Cnidaria; Anthozoa; Scleractinia; Pocilloporidae
Product: lysophospholipase D GDPD1-like
Biological process (GO): glycerophospholipid catabolic process
Cellular component (GO): endoplasmic reticulum membrane
Molecular function (GO): phosphatidylcholine lysophospholipase A1 activity; phosphoric diester hydrolase activity
Source: RefSeq, a predicted model, not a curated record
UUAAAAUUUCCAAAGAGGACGGAAAGUCGGUGGCCUGAAAACAGGGAUUUGGAGCUUUGACAUUUGUUGAUCCCAAGAUGUUAGGCUGGGCAAUAGCUUUGCCAAUAAUUGGAACCUACAUUGUAACUUCUGUAGUCCUUUUAAACUUUCCUUGGCUCGUUCAUAGGAGGAAACAAACGAAGUUCCGUUGUCGCCACAUUAGUCAUAGAGGAGGGGCUGCAGAAAAUUUAGAGAAUACGAUGACAGCCUAUCAUCAUGCCUUAAAAAUGGGAACAGAAAUGCUUGAAUUAGAUGUUCGCCUUACAGCAGAUGAACAGGUUGUUGUAUGUCAUGAUGAUGAACUUUCCCGUGUAACAAACACAGACUUGAAGAUUUGUGACUUGAAUUUCAAGGAUUUACCUCACCUUAGCAGAACACUUGCUGUACAAUUUCAACCAGGGGUGUCAUGUGAUAUGAAAAACAAUGACUGUCACAUUCCACUGCUGGACACUGUUUUUGAGGCAUUUCCUAAUAUUCCAAUAAAUGUGGAUAUCAAAACCAACUCUGAUCUACUAAUAGACAAGACUCAUGAACUGAUCUCCAAGCAUAACAGAAAGGAUUUAACAGUUUGGGGAAACUUUUCUGCAGAUGUUACUGAAAAAUGUUACAAAAAGGAUCCAGAAAUUCCAGUUAUGUUUUCAAUGAAGCGUUGUGCCAUACUGGUCUUCUUGUUUUAUUCUGGUUUACUGCCAUUUAUUCCUAUCAAGGAAUCCUUCUUAGAGAUCAUGUUGCCUGUCACGAUGAUCAGACGUUUUGAAGUGCCUCGCACUAUGAAGAUCUUGUGUCAUAUAGUUGACUGGUUUUUAAUCAGCCCAAUCCUUUUCAACCAUUUGGAAAAGAGAGGAAUCCAGACCUACUUGUGGGUGCUUAAUGAAGACAGUGAGUUUGAUUUUGCUUUUAACAAGCUCAAGGUUGCUGGUGUCAUGACAGAUUAUCCCACAAGACUCAGGGACUAUCUGCGCAGUAGCAAUUUAAAUCCUGGGCAGCCUGUGCCUACUGCUAAUGGAAGUGAAAGGAGUGAACUAAUUAAAAAGGAUUAAACAUAUUUGAGUUAAUCUUUAGAGUAAAGUAGGACAUUUUAAACAGAUCUUUAAUGGAGACCUAUUUGUUUUGUUGCUAAGCUAAAGCCAAACAAACACUAUGUUGGAUGGUGUAGUUUGACUCUAAGUUUUGAUAUGUUAAUUCAACAGAGAUGUAAAAUAGUAUCAAAUAAUGUCUAAGUUUCACUGGGCUGGUCUAUAAGGUCUGGAAAUUCCAUUCAACUGAGUUUAAAAAGUAUGUAAAUAUACUUUAAUUUGUAAUUCCAAUUAAACUCAUAUCAUGAGGAAAAUGCUGAAAUCAAGAAGGCCAUUUACCUGUAGAUCUAAAGAAGAGAACAGAAAACAUUCAUGGAACUUGAAAAUAACUUCUUACUGACUAAGCUUGAGGGCUGUGCUGUAGGUAAUGACUGAAGGCCAAUAUUCCCUAGUAUGGCCUGAAGUGAGGUUAGUAAGUAGUUUAUUAUAUGGCACCCUGGCUAAACUUUUUUAUUUUGAAUUUGGCAGUUUUGAGAACCAAAAAAUUCACAGCUUAUGACCAUUUCCCUGGAAAAGAUCUGUAUGGCAAAAUCCAGACCAAGUAAGAACCAAUCAAAAUUCUAAAAUUUACUGAAAGACUACCUUGCCAUAUGAUAACAACAAAUAUUGUGAGGAUAAAUCAGAAAGCAUCUCCCAAAGAAAAUAACUGAGUCCCCAGUGAUGGCAUGAACCUUUGACCUUCAGAACGUCUUCUCACUGAGUUACAGAGAGUUUGUUGUUGACUAAGGCCAUGAACUGAGCUCAUAUGUAACAAGCAUCCUGUAUGCUGUUAGAGUUAGUUGUGUCAAGCACAUCUUGUGAGGAAGGGGAGUAAAAAAGACAGUUAAAAAUUGUAUACACAUUUCUUUGAAGUAGAACAUAUCCUGUAAGAAUUAUUGGAAAAAUAUUUAGUAGAUUGGCAUUCCCUCCUACUAAAGAAUUUUUUCUUUAGAACAUAUGAGUAACCAUACACUACUAAUACAAAAUUGGUACAUGCUGAUCAAAUUGUAAACUACAAGGCUACAAGUUAUUUUAUUUAAUUAAAGACAAGAUUAUUUUUUUAAGAUUUAGUUCUUGCAACACAUUUUUCUGUAGAAGAUUAUAACUGAAUAUCUAGAAAAUUCUAUUUCAAUUCUCAAUUCUAAAUACAUUACACAUAAAUUGUCCUACAUGUAAAUCUUAACAAUAAAUAGCUUUUACUUUAUGAUGUAAUGACUUUGUGAUGUUGUAGUCUCUAUUUAACAAUAAGUUAAAACAUCUAAUGUAUCUCUGCAGUGUAAGUGAAGUCUAGAAAUAAAUAACUAUUCUCAUUGA